Molecule: messenger RNA, 2064 nt
Organism: Pygocentrus nattereri (red-bellied piranha)
Lineage: Eukaryota; Metazoa; Chordata; Actinopteri; Characiformes; Serrasalmidae
Exons: 5
Coding region: 1-2064 (687 amino acids)
Molecular function (GO): GTP binding
Source: RefSeq, a predicted model, not a curated record
AUGGCUUCCAGUGGUAAGGAACCGUGGCGUUUGGUCCUACUGGGCAAGACCGGGGUUGGCAAAAGCUCUGUAGGUAACACCAUUCUGGGUGACAAAGUGUUCAAGUCUGAGUCCAGAGCCACCUCUGUUACCACUUAUUGCUCAGCUGAAAAAAGAGUGAUCAAUGGCCAAAAGAUUACAGUCAUUGACACCCCUGGUUUGUAUGACACAAACAUGAGUAAUGACUUCAUAAUCAAAGAGGCUGUGAAGGGUGUUCGGCUGGCUGCUCCUGGUCCUCAUGCCUUUCUUCUUGUGAUUGAUGUGAGACGUUUCACUCAAGAGGAGAAAGACACUGUCAAGAACUUCCAGAAGGCCUUUGGUGAUGGAGUGCACAAGCACAUGAUUGUGUUGUUCACCCGUGGAGAUGAUCUUGAGUAUGACAACAAGACAGUGGAUACCUAUGUAGACGAGGCUGGACCUGACCUGAAAGGCCUGAUAUCUGCUUGUGGAAGGCGGUAUCAUGUCUUCAAUAACAGGAAGACAGAAGACCGCACUCAGGUGGAAAUCCUUUUCCAGAAGAUUCGCACGAUGCUGGAUGCUUCCAAUCACAGCUACUACAACUAUGAGCUGUUUGAAAGUGAGCAAAGAAUGAGUGAACUGGAGGCUAAAUUGCGAAAACUGCAACAACAGAUCCCUUUUUAUGACAUAUUAAUCUUUUCACCAGACUUCUCAUCACAUGUAAAUCACGUUCGCCAAGUUCUUCUCAAACUCCAAGAGAAUAACCUGUAUGCUAAAGCAGAGAAAUGUGAGUUUCACUUACAGAGGGUAUCCUUCCUAGGUUACGUCAUCAGUUCGUCUGGUGUUUUGAUGAGUGACGAUAAAGUUUCCGCAGUCACUAACUGGCCCAAGCCUGGCUCCGUUAAGGAGUUUCAACGGUUUCUGGGGUUUGCUCAUUUUUAUCGGCGAUACAUCCGCAACUUAAGCUCUACGGCCGUUCCUCUCACUGCCCUCUUGAAGGGAUCCCCUAAAAAGCUCUCGUGGUCUGAUUCCGCUCAGGGUGCAUUUGAUGCCCUUAAACUCGCGUUUUCUAUGGCACCUAUCCUCAAACACCCCGACCCUGAGAAACCUUUCGUUGUGGAAGUGGACGCUUCUAACACUGGGGUUGGUGCUGUUCUGUCCCAGCGCUCCGGUAUCCCUCUUAAGCUCCAUCCCGUGGCUUUCUUCUCUCGGAAGUUAUCACCGGCUGAUGCCUUAUCUCGUAUUUUCGCCGUAAAUGAGGAGGAGAACUCCGAUCCGGAGCGCAUCCUUCCUCCUACUGUCCAGAUCGCUGUCAUUCAGUGGGAGUUCAAAGAGCAGAUACAACAGGUAAACGCUCAUCGAACUCCCCCAGAGGGCACUCCUCCGGGUAGGGAACCGUGGCGUUUGGUCCUACUGGGCAAGACCGGGGUUGGCAAAAGCGCUGUAGGUAACACCAUUCUGGGUGACAAAGUGUUCAGGUCUGAGCCCAGAGCCACCUCUGUUACCACUUAUUGCUCAGCUGAAAAAAGAGUGAUCAAUGGCCAAAAUAUUACAGUCAUUGACACCCCUGGUUUGUAUGACACAAACUUGAGUAAAGACUUUAUAAUCAGAGAGACUGUGAAGGGUGUUCGGCUGGCUGCUCCUGGUCCUCAUGCCUUUCUUCUUGUGAUUGAUUUGAGACGUUUCACUCAAGAGGAGAAAGACACUGUCAAGAACUUCCAGAAGGCCUUUGGUGAUGAAGUGCACAAGCACAUGAUUGUGUUGUUCACCCGUGGAGAUGAUCUUGAGUUUGACAACAAGACAGUGGAUACCUAUGUAGACGAGGCUGGACCUGACCUGAAAGGCCUGAUAUCUGCUUGUGGAAGGCGGUAUCAUGUCUUCAAUAACAGGAAGCCAGAAGACCGCACUCAGGUGGAAAUCCUUUUCCAGAAGAUUCGCACGAUGCUGGAUGCUUCCAAUCACAGCUACUACAACUAUGAGCUGUUUGAAAAUGAGCAAAGAAUGAGUGAACUGGAGACUGCAUUGCAAAAUCUGCUAACAGAAAUCCCUUUUUGUAGUAUACUGUAG